AUGUUCGGAGGAGGCUUCGGCCCCAUUCCGGCGAUGAUGAUGCGAGGUAUGGGCGGUUACGGCAUGCCCGGCAUGGGCUACGGCGGCUACGGCCGCGGAUACGGGAGGGGCCGCAGGGGAGGCGGCAUGACGAACCCCUGGUUCUUGAUGUUAGCUAUGCAGCUUUGGCAGCAGAUCGAGCGCCUCCCCGUGAAGCCCCCGGUCACGUUGGCCGUCAUGGGCGCCUCCGCAGCUCUCCACUUCGGAUUCCUAAACCUUCCCAUGGGCACAUCCGCGGCUGAGAUGUGCCUGAGCGCGGGGGCGAUCGUCGAAGCUGGACAAUUUUAUCGGAUCCUCACCUCCUUCCUAUCCUACGGAGACGAGAUGCACCUCAUAUACAACCUGUCGUCGUUCCUGUGGAAGGGCGCGAACCUCGAGAUCAAGAUGGGCAGCGAAAAGUUCACCAAACUCCUCAUCGGGCUCCUCGUCUGCACCAACGCGAUGGCGGUUGGUGUCAUGUACGCGAUGGCCGCCUACUUGGGAAUGCCCGAGGCGUAUCGCAACUCCUGCGUCAUGGGCAACAACGGAGUCAACUUCGCGCUCAAGACGAUCCUCUUCGCCGACGAGGCGUCGAACACGUCCAUGCUGGGAAUCACGAUGCCGAGUAAGUGGGCGUCGUGGGCGGAGCUCGGGUUGAUGUACCUGAUGUACCCCCACACCGCCGGCCUCGUCGUGCACGUCUGCGGCAUCCUCGUCGGCUUGGCGUACCUUCGCAGGCGGACGAUCCUGCGAACGCUCGGUCUGGAGAACUGGCUCUCCUCCGGCGUCGGCGCGGGUGGUGCCGGCGGAGUGGGCGGUGGCGGCGGAGGUAACUACGCCAGGAACGAACGAGGCGCGGGAGCCGCGGAGGACAGAGCCCGAGCCGAGGCUAACCGAGGCUCGCCGGGCGGCGGAGGCGGCGGGUUCUUCCGCCGAAGGACCAACGCCGGCGCGAAUCUCGAGCCCGGCACGAGGGUCGCCCUCGCCGGGCUCAACGCGGCGUCCAUGAACGGCAAACGGGGCGUGGUUCGCGGCAGGGACGAGAACAACGGCGCGAGGGUGACCGUGGUUCUGGACGGCGGUCAGACGUUUUCGGUGAAGCCCGAAAACUGCGUCGUCGUUCGAUGA
This is a messenger RNA of Micromonas commoda, 1146 nucleotides long. RefSeq lists its product with no specific name. The transcript has a single exon. The record is from RefSeq and is a predicted model, not a curated record. The coding region runs from base 1 to 1146 and encodes 381 amino acids. Gene Ontology annotation, cellular component: membrane. NCBI's taxonomy places the organism in Eukaryota, Viridiplantae, Chlorophyta, Mamiellophyceae, Mamiellales, Mamiellaceae. Gene Ontology annotation, molecular function: serine-type endopeptidase activity.